Molecule: messenger RNA, 1205 nt
Organism: Ilex paraguariensis (yerba mate)
Lineage: Eukaryota; Viridiplantae; Streptophyta; Magnoliopsida; Aquifoliales; Aquifoliaceae
Source: the annotation of a GenBank genome assembly
GUCCAUGGUAAGUACUGUAAGACGACUCUCUCUCCCUCCUCUCCGCAUCUAAAUAUGAUGUUCUGCUCCAUGUUCGACGAAGCCAAUGUAAGACACAUCGACUAAAUCUGAGAAAUUUUAUUGGUUCGUAGCUCAAUAAAUCUGAACAAUCAGCAAAAACCUUACGUUUGAAGACAUGAGUUUACCAGCUAAUAGUGAAGAUGGCCUGCAAAGCAAGAGUCAAAAAGACAUGAUGUCGACUCUGAGCCUGUCUGAUAAACAAAACGGACAGGGAAGCGAUGAUAGGUGUAAUAAAGUUCAGAGUCCAGCUCAAGAAUUUGGGUUUCAUGCAAGAGAAGGACCCAAACAAAAACACAUCAAAGAAGAAAGGCACAGAUUGAUAAAGAGUGUGAGGAAAAAAACCGUGAAACCAUUUUCUCAGGAUGGACAACAUGAUGACUCAACAUCCAUCUGUGAUCCUUCUAUGAAGCAUAUGGCAGAAGAAAACAAGAAGCGUGAAAAUAAGUUGCAGCAAGCAGUAGAAGGAUCUUUCAUUUCGGGUAAAAACACCCAACCUGGAAGCCAAAGAAACGGGAAACAUCCCUCUUUCGAUUCGGAUGUAAUCAACCAUGUUUCUUUAGUUGUUGCUAGCCAAGCGGACAACUUGGUGAAGGUUCCACAUGCUACACCUCAGAGAGCCUUAGUAGUUUGUUCAGGGAGAAAACUUCUCAUUCUUGAUGUAAAUGGAGUGCUUGCGGAUAUAGUUUCUCCCCCACCAAAGGAGUUUAAAGCAGACAUUUAUAUCUCAAGGAGGGCAAUUUUCAAGAGACCGUUCUGUUUUGAUUUCUUGAAGUUUUGCUUUGACAGAUUUGAUGUGGGCAUCUGGUCUUCAAGAACUAAGAAAAAUAUUGAUAGUGUGGUUGAUUACUUGUUAGGAGAUAUGAAGCAGAAGUUGCUGUUUUGUUGGGUAAGUGAUUUAAAGUUUUUUUCGGUUGAGUUUUCAUGAAAGGCUAAUUCAUCUCUGCCCAUUCACAAAAGAAUGCUUCUGGAGGAAAAAAACAGCAUAUUGUUUAAAGAUUUUCUCUUGGUUUUAAAUUGGUACUAUUUACCCAUACCAUUUUCUUGUGGAUUGCAUAUUUAACUGAUCUGACUUGAUGGUACAUACAGUCAUAGUGAAGUUUGUUACAUUAGUUGAUGCUUUAAGUACACCUCAAUUUGCCUGGGCA